Vitrella brassicaformis is the source of this 1150-nucleotide messenger RNA. NCBI's taxonomy places the organism in Eukaryota, Vitrellaceae. The record is from the annotation of a GenBank genome assembly.
CACGUUUGAACGACGGCCAUUGAUGGGUGUUCGGCAAAUUGGUCGAGUCCAUUGACGAAAGUGACUCACACAUCAACACAACCGUCUGCAUCACACAUGACAACACAGGCACGAGGGGAAAGGGUCAAUGUCACGUGUGUAGCUAUCGCCGGGAUGCUUCUCCAAGAGAGAAGAGAGAGAAAGUUAUCCUAUCACUGCUCUGAUGGACAGAAAAACGUGUCGCUCCCAUACACAUACAACACACAAUACAUGAAGCCGCCACUGUACAGUGAGUGACAAUCGCCCUCGCCCAACAGCUGAAUGUCCUGCCCUCCCCUCCCCUCCCUCCUCCCUUCCCAUGCCCUCCCCCUCAUGUAGACCCCCUCUUGCCCAGGUCCCCGUGUGUCUUGGAACGCGCUGUUUUCCCCUCGCGCAUCGACGCCGCCAGCCCAUUGCCAUUCCCAUGUUCCCCCUUGGGUGUCUUAGGCCGUGGGGCGCCCGAGUCCCGUCUCAGCGACUCUCUGCGUGAGAAGGAGGUGGUGAGGCUCUUGCUUGGCUUGGCGGUGGGGAGGAGCAGGGAUGAGGGGGGCGAGACGGAGAAUGAGGGGCUGUAGCCGUAGCUGGUUGACCACUUGCCGUAUCCCUUGGUGGCCGGUGCGUGGCUGGAGAUGGCCGUGUUGUACUUUGGGUUGCAGUAGGACGAUGUCGUCUGCGUGCGCGGGUCCGCAUCGCCGCUGAAGCACUCGGGAUGAUAAAACAACCUGCACGAGCAGACAGACAGACGUCGGUGUCGGUGUCCCGUGCAAUGUGUGUCUCUCAUUACCUGAUCUUCCUGCCGUCUCUGACAAUCAUGGUCUCCCCCUUCAUAAUGUAGCCGCGGCACUCCCGGCACAUGUGUCCGUUGCGCACGGCCACACCGGUGCUGACGGUCCAGUAGUCGCCCUCCAUCGGCCAACCAACACCAAACAGAGCAAAAGAGCACCGCCGGAAGCCUCAAAUGUGCCACUGGUGGGCUGUUGCUUCGCGUGAGGCAGAGAGAAUUGGGGCCCGCUGUGGGACGGUCAGCCGUCAAUUGUGUCACCUGUUUUCGCUACGAGACCGUUCACCGAGCUGAUGUGAGUGUCCCAGAGCGAAAAGAGAGACCCCGGCAUUGAGAAUUUUUGGCUUUGUG